CACCGUCGUCCCGUAGGCACCAGAUGGUUCAGCUGGCAUAGAGACACGACGCCACGGCACACGACGUCUUGUCGUGGCUCACUGUGAGCGGGGGGAAGCGGGGAAGCGUCAGUUGACAUUCUGCUCGAUGGAGGCUGCGUCGUGUCCACGACGAUGGGGGCCUCGCUGCCUGCAGAUUCUGUUGCUCGGCAGCAUGUUGUACGCUACACUGACUCUGGGCUGGGUCAUUUGCAGUGUACACUCGACUGGUAGUCAGGGAGACGCUGCGUCAAUGGAGUUUGCUUCAGUUUUCGAGAAAAUGCAUCAUCCAGUUAUGAACGCGCUGCAAAAGAUCAAGGACAAAGUGGAGGAGAUCCAGCGCACGCCUUCUCCGCAGGAGCUAGAGGCGGUGGAGCACGCACGCUCCGUUCCGAACCUUCCGAGCAGGGACAUGCAGUGGAAAAAUAUUACAUGUAUUGGGUGGCGAGCUACAGGUAAUUGCAAGCCCGAUGGACCACGAGAGAUCGCGAAUGAUUUAACCUGUGACGAACUAGUUCCUGAUGGAAGCUCUGGGUACUGUGAGGUUCAGGACGUGAACACAGGAAAGCGAUUUCGUGUCAUGCGACGAACGUGCGCGAAAUACAAGAAAUCGCAGGUUUUUCGAUGCGCCGAUGCUCAUCAGUUCGUAAACUACCACAUCGAAGCGCUCACUGCCGUCAAAUCUGCGAUGGGAUCGGAUUUCGCGCUACCCAACGUCCAGACUGACAGCCAUGGUCAAGAUGGAAUCGUCAUGGUGGUGUAUCCCAAAUUAAUCGCUAGUGCGUAUGCUACUAUCCGCACUCUGCGUGACGUGCUGGGCUGUCGUCUUCCCAUCGAAAUUUGGUUCCGACAGGACGAGAUUGAUCGAGUACCGAGAUCCCUCAUUCCGCUUCAGCAACUAGCACAGAAUGAGACUGUAAGCAAGAUUAUUUUUCGAGAGAUCAACGACUCACAGGCUGUUCGAUUCGGAGCCAAGAUAUUUGCGCUUUACAAUAGCGGAUUUGAGCGUAUCCUGUUUCUCGACGCUGAUAACGUGCCUGUGCGAGACCCGGCGUAUUUGUUCAAGUCACCUGAAUUUGAGAAGACUGGUGCUGUCUUCUGGCCGGAUUACUGGAACCCGCACUAUACAAUUUUCCACCUCCAUGAAGACUCGUUACUGUGGGAACUUCUCGACAUGCCAUACGUCGACAUGUUUGAGCAAGAAAGCGGACAAAUGCUAAUCGAUCGACGAAGGCACGCUGCACCGCUCGAGCUUGUACGCUUCUUUGCGUUCCACCAGCCAAAUCCCAUUGAAAAGCUCAAGCUUCUAUGGGGUGACAAAGACCUUUUUCGCUUUGCCUGGAUCAAGUUGACUGUGCCCUUCUACAUGAUCCAAACACCACCCGCUGUCGCGGGCACAGUGAACGGUACAUCAUUUUGUGGCAUGACAAUGGUACAGCAUGAUGCGAAGGGCGAUGUAGUAUUCCUACACCGCAACGCGAAGAAACUCACGGGUGAAGUUUUGUAUAAGCCUGUGAACUACCACAUUGAGGCCAGGAAACGAAUCAGGUCGAGGUGGAACAAGCAGGGGAUUUACAAGAUUCCAACGGAGGAUGAAGUGGUCGCAGAGCUUAAAAUUAUGAAGAAGACGCUGCCACCAACUCUUGAGCCUCCCGAACCCGACGGGAUCGCGGACCAAAUCAUUUGGACGCAUAUGCUAUCGUUUCGCAACGACGCGCCUCGCUUGGAGUACAAGGUCAAGUCGUUCUCUGCACCACCCCACUUCCCAGAGAAGCAGAUGUGUUACGGUGAGCGCGAGUUCGGGAGAAGCAAGUAUUUCGAUAUGCAGAGUUUCACUGAGCUGAGUUUUUCAGGUCUAGAAACACAUGUGAGGCGGUUUGCCAUGGAAGCAGCGCAGAUUCGCCACGGUUAACAACGUGAACAAGUACACAUACAAUGUAGUAUGUCAUACUUUAAUUAAUUUAUUAACCCUUCGUGAAAUGAAACAUGGGCACGCCGAUGUUACAACGUACUUGUACAUACUUAAGCA
Molecule: messenger RNA, 2047 nt
Organism: Phytophthora nicotianae INRA-310
Lineage: Eukaryota; Oomycota; Peronosporomycetes; Peronosporales; Peronosporaceae
Exons: 1
Coding region: 128-1930 (600 amino acids)
Biological process (GO): mannan biosynthetic process
Cellular component (GO): Golgi apparatus
Molecular function (GO): alpha-1,2-mannosyltransferase activity
Source: RefSeq, a predicted model, not a curated record